Molecule: messenger RNA, 4286 nt
Organism: Patella vulgata (common limpet)
Lineage: Eukaryota; Metazoa; Mollusca; Gastropoda; Patellidae
Exons: 9
Coding region: 101-1045 (314 amino acids)
Source: RefSeq, a predicted model, not a curated record
CUGAUAUCCGGUUACGCAAACUGUCAACUUUGACAGGUGUAAAUAUUGUUGAUAUGUGUAUCGAUUGAUUAGUUAAUUAAUAUUCCAUAGAUAAUAAAAAAUGUCUCAGUCAUCACACAGACUAAUUAGUAAACUUGCCACGCCCAAAUUACAAACAGAGGGUGGUGGUUUUUUGGUGAGGAAAGUAAUUGGAACAGUUAUACCAAACUGUGAUCCAAUUUUAAUGUUAGAUCACAUUGGUCCAGUUGUUUAUAAGCCAGGUGAAGCAUUAGGGGCGCCAGACCACCCCCAUAGAGGAUUUGAAACUGUUACAUACCUAAUUGAUGGAGGGGUCAAACAUCAAGAUUCAGCAGGAAAUAAAGGUAUAUUAAAACCUGGAUGGGUUCAAUGGAUGACGGCAGGGAAGGGAGUGGUUCAUUCUGAGAUGCCAACAGAUGACAUCAUGGAAAAUGGUGGAAAAUCAGAAGGGUUCCAAUUGUGGGUUAAUCUACCUGCUAAGUUUAAGAUGAUUGAACCACGAUAUCAAGAUACACCCCCGGAGAAAAUACCCAUUGUUAAAACAGAAGAUAAUCGUGUUACUAUUAAAGUUAUAUCAGGGGAAUGUAGAGGAGUAAAUGCUGUUAUAGAAACUAAAAUACCUAUUACUAUGUUAGAUAUACAUCUAGAGGCAGGAAGUACAUUUACUUAUACAAUACCUACAUCUCAUAAUGGUUUCUGUUAUGUUUGGAGAGGAGCAGGAUUUUUAGGUCACAAUCAAAUGCCAGCUCACAUGGGUCAAGUCGGAUUAUUAAGUGAAACAGGGUCAGAGUUCAUGAUUCGAGCAGAAGAUGGGCAAGAUUGCCAUGCAUUGUUAAUAGCUGGAAAGCCUAUUAAAGAACCAAUUGCUAAUUAUGGGCCUUUUGUUAUGAACACUCAGGAAGAAAUCUUACAGGCUAUAGAAGAUUAUCGAGCAGGUAAACUGGGUCAAAUACCAGGUGAAGCAGAAAGAUUACGACAAACUGAGGCAGCACAAGCUCUCCAUAAAAAAAAUAAAAAUAAUUCUUAGCAACAUAUUUCAACAGCUUGACAUGCAUUUUAUUAUCUUAUGUGCAAAUUAUAUUUUCAAAAGCGAUUUUUUUUUUAUUUUUCAAAGUUAUUUAUAAAAUGCAUAAUAUCUAGCACACAUUAAUUGAUAUUUGAGAGGUCAUGGACCUUAUAAGGUCCAUGGAGAGGUUCAGAUGUGUUCUGAGAACAAGGUGAAAUCGUCGUCGUAUUCGGAAAACGUGGUGCACUUUCACAGUUCAGAAAAAUCCACAUUCUUGACAAAACGCGAUGGUCAGUUCGUUGUGAAUCAAGCAAAAAGUGCACUGUUUGAAAGAGUCGAUUUGUUCUAUUGGUACGCUUCUAUUCAACCAGUUAAACAGUACCUACCUAACAAAGGCUGGUAUAUUUGAAAGGGAUGUGUUUCGGUAUAAUUAUGAAAAAGAUUGUAUAAAAAUAGAACUAAACUACCACAGAAUUCACCAUCGUGGGGAAAGCCCUCGAGAAGUGAUGACGUACAUGUAGCAUGCAAAAAGGGAAUCACCUCAUUCUCGAGUGCAUCUGAACCUCCCUAUUAGUCUAAAAUAAACCUCUUAAAAUUAGAAUUCUUUGGAAACAAUGGCAAACUGGUUAUCAAGAGACCUAUAUUUUUGUGCAUCAUAUACUCCUACCAUACUGAGUGUGUCAGGCUUAAACCUGUGAUAAAUUGAAAAAUAUAUUUUACAAUAAUUGUGAAAAUAGUUAUAUUUAUUAUUAUUAGAAUGGCUGUGAGUACUUGUUUGACAAAAUAUCUUGGUUGUGUUAUAAAGCAACAAAAGAUUGAAACUUGAAAUUAUUAGUGCUAACUUCUUCUAUUGCUGAAAAACCUUUGUUAUUUAAUUAUAUUCUUAUCAGCAUUUUUAUACGCCCCCAUUGAAAUGUGGUCGUAUAUUGUCGUCCGUCCAUCGGUCCGGCGUCCACAAUUGCUUGUGGAUGCUCUAAAGGCUAAAGUUAAUAUCCGAUUGACUUUAAAUUUAUAUACAGUGUUUAAGGCCAUGAGACGAAAAAGCCUAUUGAUUUUCGGCGAUGUCCAAUGAUUACUCCCAAAGUUAUGGCCCUUGAUCACUUUGAAAAAUCUUGUGGACGCUCUAGAGGCCAAAGUUAAUAUCCGAUUGACUUCAGAUUGAUACACAAGAUCUUGAGACGAACAAGUAUAUUGAUUUUCAAUGAAUUUUUAUGACUUGGAACAGCUAAAUCCAUGAUACAGUAUUAAAAGUUUUGUAUACAAAACGUUAGCAUGGGGCAGAACUUUAUAAAAACCAAACAAAUUUUAAUGGUUUUCUGAGUUGUUGCUCUUAAUCAGAUUUUAGUGUAUUAUAAAUGUUUCAUUACCGAAAAAAGUAAAAAUAUGCGACAACUCUUGUUGACUGCCCGGACGAUUUAGCUGCUGUGGGCGUAUGUUUCGUUGCCUGGCAACCUAUCUUUAGAUAUUUUCUCAACACUUAUGAACGUCUUUUUAUAUAUAUUAUUAAACAUCCAUUAUCGAGAGCUAAAUCUGCCUAUUGCAGGUCAUUCUUUAGGCCGGAAAUGUUAUUUAAAUUAUUAAUUAGACAUUAGUUAACUUACCAAGACCAUAAUAAACUCUCGAUACCAUAGGAUGCUUGCAAUAUUUAGUGGAUUCAAAUACUUUUUCUGAUGGAUGCGGUUACCGUAAAAAUGGAUAAUUUCAUCCCGAAUUCUUUGGCUCAGAGUGAAGUAAUUUGACUGAAAUUUUCGAAAUAUUCUCUUUUCAUUAUCUAUUUUUUAGCAAUUGUAGCAAGAACUGUCAGCUCUUUAUAUAAUUUUACCUAAUGUUGCUUUAAGCUAUUACUUGUUUGAAAACCACAAAAUCUGAAUCAAAAUUUUGCUUUUUUGCUUUUCAUAUUUUCUGUUAUUUAAAACUUUUAUUUUGAUUUCUAAAGCAACAACAGAUAUGUUAAAACACUUCAACUGAUUUAUGCCAAUUAAUUAAAUUGUCAUCGUUUUAUGUAUGUAGUCCUUGGCCACAUAUUCCCGAAAAACUUCAAAAAUGUUUAAAGAUACUGCUUUUCCAUUGGCUAGGAGUUAAUAUAAUGGCUAGUAAAUCGAUGGUAUUCUUAAAACAUUUGAGUCUACGUUUUGGUAAUUAAUAAGGACCCAUAUCCAGUACCAGAUUUAGAUGAAGAGAGACGAUUCCACAUGUGAGGCCACACCCAAUCCCCCACUCACAUGACUAGAGGAAGAUGGAAGAUUGUUUUAAAGAAAAUUGAGCAAAUCCAAGGCCGCAGGGGUUAAAGACUACUGUGCAUAAAAGAAGGGUCAAUGACAGUGUCAAAAAUCUUAUACACCUUGAUUGGAAGCCUUGAUUUUGAGACCCUAGGCUUCACUGUUAAUUAAGCCGAUAGGUAAAUUGAACACAGACCAUAUCUUGAGGUUAAAUGCAUGUUUUUAUUGUGUGUUGUACUGUGGGUCUAGUACGUGGUUAAAAUAUCGGAGGGUAUAAGUUAUUGUAUACAUUGAUAUAGCAGGUAUGUGCUAAUUAUGUAUGUUGUAAGCUACUCCUGUGAUAGAGAGGUAGCCUAUUCUAAACAUAUAUGUCUGGGGCAAAUAUGAAGAAAGGUUCAUUCUAGUGCAAUGGAAAAUUCAUACUAACCAGUACUUGCCUUUCAAUACAGGGUCUGUUUCAAAGAGAGACCCACACAAAAAUAUACUCAUGCUAAAAUAUUUUUUUAAAAAAGAAAGGGAAAUUCUUUCACUCCCAUGGCAUUUUAAUAUAGAAUCUUUCAGGAAAACUUUGAUUCUAAUUGAGUGAAAAGGGGGAAUCUUGGUGUAUAGUUUCAUUACACCAAUACCUUACCACUGGGGUUAAGCAGAGUGAUAAGCCAUUUGAUUGGUUGACAUUUUCUAACAAAGGUAAUUAAAGAGUGUCAUCUUGGAGACCUCAGGCUACUGUUGACUUCUUCAAAAAUAAGAGGGAAUAGACACAUAGAUACCCCCACCCCCCCAUACCCAAGCAGAAAAAAGGGGGUUAGGAAUGUAAGGAAAUUAGUGAUGAAGAAUAAAAAAAAAGACAGUCCCAUAUAUUUUCUAUGACAACCACACCGUGUAGAUCUUUUUAGUUUUGGAAAUUUUAUAUUUUAUUGGAUAUUUUUCUUAAUUAUUUUUCAGUAUCAAGCUUUUAGGCUAGGCUAUUUUAUUAUUAUAUUGUUAUUCUAUUAAUAUGAUUGUUGUAUCUUUAAAUGUUUAACAAAUGUUUUGAAUAUUUGAAU